AUGACUCAAGACUUUGACUGUAAUCUCUCAGGACUUAAUAAACGAGAAUUCACUGUCUACGCAAAUCUUCUUGCACUUCGAAAUAAUGGACAAGUUGAGCCAGUCUCCUUGGGCAUGGAGCUGUCUGACAAGAACGAGUCUACUACUGACAGCGAUGUGAUUAGUAUAGACACAAGCUACUGUGACCAAAUUUCAGAUUCAGGAUAUCGUCAAUUGAAAACAAAGUUCCUGGGUUGUCUGGCAGAAUUGACUGCUAAUAAGAAAGGCGGCAAACAUGUUGCGUGUUCCAUUAAGCAAGCGGCUAAGUGGCUUGUUCCACGAAAAAGAGACUUGCCGAAUCGAAUAGUCGAGGAGGUGCUUUGGAAUGAAAUGUUGGCGUAUUAUGAAGACCGUCUCGAAGACACUUAUAUUCCGAACCUGAGGUUGAGCCUCAAGAGUUGUAACACCGUAUUUAACAAUGCCAACAACGACAAGUUCACUACAGCACGUAACAAAAUCUUGGUUCUUCAAAAUCAGACCUUUUCUGGGCUAAAGGCGGGCCAGAGGUUGAUCGGCAGACAUGGGACGCUUGUCACAAAAGCAUAUGAUUUACAAAGGAGCAAAGUGGUCGAGGAGCUUCUCCAAACAUCUCCGAAGUCUACGAAACAAACUAGAAAACUAUGGAUUGAUAUUUGUUUUCUCGGUAGGCUUCGGGUCAUACUUGAGAAAUUCAAAGAGGUUUCUCUUAAGCUCCCAAGUUUCAACAAUGUUACCAUAAUCCCAGUGACCGGUGAUAGGAUACCGCAAAAGGCGCUCAAGGAUGCACUCAAGCUAAGAGAGACCUUGAAUCUCCUUGAUCUUCCGACCGACACCUUAACAGUCGAAACUGUGAUCGGGCCAAGCUGGACUGUUGCCAAAGCGGAGCGGGAGUACGGAAAGUUGCAAAAACAGGCACUUAAUAUACAUGCUGAGAUUCAAAUGAUAUUUUUUUUGAGUAGAAAUGAGCGAUUAAUGGAUAAAUCAUUUGCCUAUUUUGGCUGCAGCAAGUAUAGCUAUUUCAUGUGCUCGCAUUUCCUCAAAGCAUAUGGCAGAAUUGGUACAAGGGGUUGCCAUGGACGACUAUUCAAGCCCUGGACGGUAACCGAGACAACAGGACUAGCUUCUAGCCAGGCGGAUAAAGUAGCCAAAUCAGUGUUACAAGUGCAAAAGGACAUUGAGAAAGAAUUGAAGUCGGACUUCGACAAAGCAGUACGACUUGAAAGGACGUCUGUUGUUGGUGGAAGCAGCAUAUUCAGUGACCGCAAGGCUGAAAAGUCGGGUAAGCACCUGGCAAUAGAGCAAAGAAAAAAGAAAAUGAAGCAAGAAAGAGUUGCUGGGCUAUUCAAUAGAUUAUCAGUAGGAAAGAGUAAAACCGCUUUCCCGAAGCCUACCUGGGGAAACCCGUCAGGGGCCGCAUUGACUAAGUCGAACCAGCUUGGUGAAUGCAAUACCUGCUCCAAAGUAACAUCGCGACCGUGCAGUAUUUGCAAUAGAGAUUUCUAUUGCAGUGAAUUAUGCGAGACUAAGACAAACGGGUCGCAUUUGUUCACGUGUGCCAAGCGACCGCUCACCUCGGCUGAUUAUCUUUACAGGAACAUUGUGAGGGAUACUGUUCCUGACGAGGAAGAUGUUCUUGAAGAUUUCGGCUUUAAUCGUCUGGUAUCAUUUACGGACCAUUAUAAGCUUUUGGGGCUUUAUAAGGGGUUGUGGCUCGGCGAUGUCCCAGUCGAAGAUAUUCACAGAUGGCAAGUUGAGGGCACCCUUAUUGCUAACAUCAAAAAAUACUUCUAUCAAAUCAACGAAGCCAAUCGAGGGGGGUAUUUUCCGUGGUUUCUGGGCAAUCUACAUAUUUUGGAAAAACCAUUCACUCAAAAGCAUUCAACCCAGAAUAUACUAGCCACAUUUUACGACCAAGCCAAGGCUUAUUUGGAUAAAGAAGAUCAGCAUAAACAGCCAAGUCAGUUAGAACCCGAGGCCAAGAUGCAAUGCUAUGAACUUCUAGCGACGGUCCUCCAUGCGGCGCAUCCAAACCCAAUCCAAAAGAACUGGUACAGCUUUGGCUUUUGCACUUGCAAUGACGAGCGAGAAGAAAGCGCGCUUGAGUUGCUCUACAGACGAUUACUACUCGGGAACAAACUUCUCGAUGACCUUCGAGGAAGCAAUCAACGCAUUUUCUAUGGUCCCACCCCGCAAAUAGCCACCUUUACGGAAUUCUGGCAUGCGUACGAGUCUGGUAAAUUAAUUGAACUCAUAGACUCCAAAGGACUGCAAAGAAUGCGAUUAGGAUUCAAAUUCUUACAAUGGUUUCUAUCACUAUCCCCCUCCAGACCACAAGCUUCAGUCUGGUCUUUGAGACAGUUCGUAGCCAUUGACAAUCCCACUAAGUUUCCACCAAAUGAAACACUGCAAGUGGACUAUGGCUUCAUGAAUUGCCAGAGUUUUGAGGAAACCUGCAUUCUGUUGGAAAUUUACAAGAGACUUCUGAGAGAGGCAGAUCCGGUAGAACUUCACGAAGAUUGUUUAGCCGGUAGACUUUUUGAGUUCGCGGAAGCAUAUCAUCAUAUGGAUGAGGGUCAAAGGAUGUUGAUGAGGAAUCCAUAUCCUUUGCGACGGAAGUGA
This is a messenger RNA of Botrytis byssoidea, 2637 nucleotides long. RefSeq lists its product as uncharacterized. The record is from RefSeq and is a predicted model, not a curated record. The transcript is spliced from 4 exons. The coding region runs from base 1 to 2637 and encodes 878 amino acids. NCBI's taxonomy places the organism in Eukaryota, Fungi, Ascomycota, Leotiomycetes, Helotiales, Sclerotiniaceae.